Molecule: messenger RNA, 4566 nt
Organism: Actinia tenebrosa (Australian red waratah sea anemone)
Lineage: Eukaryota; Metazoa; Cnidaria; Anthozoa; Actiniaria; Actiniidae
Product: importin-5
Biological process (GO): protein import into nucleus
Source: RefSeq, a predicted model, not a curated record
GGCAAUAUGGUGGUGAGUACCAACAUGGCGGAUCAAAUCCAACAGUUUGAGUCGCUGAUUACUCAGCUUAUGUCGCCUUCAAAUGACAUUAGAAACCCGGCAGAGGCACAAUAUGACGGCAUUGAAGAUGUGGCAAAAAUCCAUUUCCUGCUUCAGAUUAUUGGAAAGUCUACAAUUCCAGAGGUGCGUCAAAUGGCAGCUGUCCUUUUAAGGAGAAUAUUUGCCACCACAGUGGAUUUCAUCAAGAAACUGGAUGACAAUGGUAUGAUGGCUAUGAAAGCAGACUUAUUAAGAGGAAUCCAAGAAGAACAGAACCCAGCUGUUCGACGGAAGAUCUGUGACGCUGCUUCUGAACUCUCCAAGAGUCUUCUAGAUGAGGAAGGCUAUAACCAUUGGCAGGAACUUCUGAAAUUUCUCUUUGAGUGCUGUAAUUCUAAUAGACCUGAACUCAAGGAAUCUGCACUACAUAUCUUCUGCUCAUUUCCUGGUGUGUUUGGCAACCAACAAGAUCACUAUCUGAACGUCAUCAAGCAGAUGUUAUACCAAUGUUUAAAUGACCAGACUAGUAGAGAGGUACGGUUUAUAGCAGCCAGAGCCCUCUGUGCCUUUAUUACAGACCAAGUCGGUGAUACAAAACAAAGACAGUUUGCCGAACUUAUUCCUGGUAUUAUAGAGGUUGUGCGUGAAAGUGCACAGUCCAACGGUGAUGACACAGUGCUCAAGUCUGGUUUAAUAGAUUUGGCUGAAAACUGUCCUAAACUGUUAAGACCAAGCUUAGAACCACUUAUCACACUUUUACUUGAAAUUAUAGCUAAAAGUGAACUGGGUGAAAACUGGCGGCAUUUGUCAGUGGAAUGUAUUGUCACGCUAGCAGAAAGUGCUCCUGCUAUGGUCAGAAAGGUUCAGAAGUUCAUCCCAUUAAUAAUUCCUCAGCUACUUGCUAUGAUGGUUGAUCUUGAAGACGACCCUGAGUGGAGUAAGUCUGAUGAAAUUGAAGAUGAAGACUAUGAAAGUAAUUCAGUGGUAGGAGAGAGUUCUUUGGACAGACUUGCAUGUGGACUGGGUGGCAAGACCAUUCUGCCUCACAUCACAGCUACAAUACCUCAGAUGUUAAGUAAUGGGGACUGGAGGUAUCGUCAUGCUGGUUUGAUGGCCAUCUCUGCUGUUGGUGAAGGGUGUCAGAAGCAAAUGGAGAUCCUUCUAAUGGAUGUUACUAAUGUUGUACUGCCGUUCCUGAAUGAUUCUCAUCCACGUGUGCGAUAUGCUUGUUGUAAUGCUAUUGGUCAGAUGUCCACUGAUUUUGCUAAUGGAUUCCAGAGAAAGUUCCACAUGAAGGUUAUACCAGGUCUAUUACAUGUCAUGGAUGACUUCAACAACCCUCGUGUCCAGGCCCAUGCAGGAGCAGCAUUGGUGAACUUCUGUGAGGACUGCCCCAAACAGAUUCUAAUACCAUACCUUGAUAGUAUCCUAAGCAAGCUGGAAUUGGUGCUGUCUUCAAAACUCAGAGAGCUUCUAGAACGUGGUACCAAACUAGUAAUGGAGCAGGUAGUGACAACUAUCGCUACUGUUGCUAAUACCGUAGAGGAGAAGUUUGCACCUUACUACGACAGGUUCAUGCCAAGCCUUAAGUAUAUCGUACAGAACGCCAACACACUGGACUACAGAUUACUGAGAGGAAAGACUAUAGAGUGCAUCAGUUUUAUUGGAUUGGCCGUUGGCAAAGAAAAGUUCUUACCAGAUGCUAGUGAGAUUAUGCAGAUCCUCCUCAAGACCCAGACAGACAUAGACCAGCUAGAAGCAGACGAUCCUCAGGUGUCCUACAUGAUAUCUGCCUGGGCCAGGAUGUGUAAGAUUAUGGGCAAAGAAUUUACUCAGUACAUGCCUCUGGUGAUGCCACCAUUGAUGAAAGUGGCCAGUAUCAAGCCUGAGGUGGCUAUUAUAGAUGCUGAUGACCCAAAGAGUAAUCAGUACAGCGAGGAUGAAGGCUGGCAACUUAUUUCUCUUGGAGACCAGCAAAAAUUCGGUAUCAAUACAGUGGGUCUGGAGGAGAAGAGCACAGCCUGUCAGAUGCUGGUUUUAUACGCUAAAGAACUCAAAGAAGGCUUUGCACCAUACGCAGAGGAAGUCGUCCAACUCAUGAUCCCUUUAUUGAAGUUCUACUUCCACGAGCUCGUGCGGUCAGCAGCUGCAGAAUCUCUGCCUUAUCUUCUUGAGUGUUCUAAGUUCAAGGGGGAUGCAGCUGUACGACAGAUGUGGGCGUACGUAUGCACUGAUCUACUGAAGGCGAUACGAACAGAACCCGACGCUGAUAUACAGAUAAUUUUCCUGGAGAAUUUCGCCAAGUGUGUUGAGACUCUGGGCAAUGGAUGUUUGACAGUGGAGUUUUAUAACUUACUGGCUGAAGUGAUACAUGAGAUUCUAAAUGCACACAAGGAAAGACAGAUGGAGAGACAAAGUGGCCGACGUAAUGCACGCUGUACUUGGGACACACAAGGAAGGUUCAGUACCAUUCUUUGAACGUCUGCUUCCGGAUAUCAACGCUCUUAUCUCUCCCGAGAGAUCAGAAGCUGACAAACAGUGGGGUCUGUGUGUAUUUGAUGAUGUUGUCGAAUAUUAUGGUCCUGCUUCGUUCAAGUAUCAGGAGUACUUUUUACGAGCAACUUUGAAUUUUACUGUCGAUAAAAGUCCCUCAGUGCGGCAGGCCGCAUGCUAUGGGGUGGGUAUUAUGCCUAUAUCAUCCAAGGACUACGCACCGGCCUGUGCAGAGGCCCUACCCUUGUUAUACCGAGUCAUAAGCGAUCCCCAAUCCAGAUCACGGGAAAAUAUCAACGCGACAGAAAACGCCAUCUCAGCCGUCACUAAAAUCUGUAAAUAUAACCAUGGUAACAUCAAUGUCGACGAGGUCAUUCCAUUGUGGUUGUCGUGGUUACCGAUUAUUGAGGACCGCGAGGAAGCAACACAUGUUUAUGGUUAUUUAUGCGAUCUGAUUGAAGCGAAUCAUCCAUUAGUUUUAGGAACCAACUAUAGUAACUUAUCUAGAAUACUGCAGAUCUUUGCUGACGUCUUCCUGUCGGAAGUGCUCAGUGAAGACAUGGAAACAAGACAAAGACUUCUUCGAAUCAUCGCCCAGAUGCAGACGAUGGGCGACGCCUGGAAUACAUAUUUAUCUCAACUCAACGAAAUGCAACAGGAUUCGAUACGGCAAGCUAUGACAGAGCAAGGCCAUUGAAUACAAGUGCAGAUAAUUCAACAAUGACAUUAAGAUUUAGAAAGUGACACUCGUCGAAUUGAGCUGCAAGAAUCGUGAAUGACCUUAACACGUGAUUGAGGUAUAAGCUAUAAUUUUUCAGCGAUCUACAACUACCAAUACUGAUGAACACCAAUAUUGUGGCUCUUUUUGACUGGUCUUGAUUUACUGGGCCCUGUUCUGAAGAACAACCAUUAUGGAGGUUAAAGAUUGUGGCUGGGUGUGUUGGGUGCUGCAUUGCGAUCAUUUUGUAUCAUCGUGGACGCCGUAAGAUCCUUCUAUUUGACGUCUUGUUUUGACCGAUGUUGAAUCGUAUGUGGGGAUUGGCUCAAUUUAUUGUCACAAGUAAAAAACAGCAUUCGUGGUCACGUGCUGGCUGAUAACAUGUUGGAUAGUUUUUACAUAAUUCGGAUACAAUAACAACUUCAUCUUCGUCAUCGUCGUCAUCAUCAUCAUCAUAUACAGAAUUAGAGGUAGCGGUCAGUGUAGUAGCUUCAACAACAAUAACGAAGAACAGACAAUCAGACACUUCAACAACAACAUCUGUAACAACAACAGCAAUUGCAGCAACAGCAGCAAUAAAAACAACGGCAACAAAUGCAGCAGCAGCAGCAACCACAGCAACAAGAGCAAACAGAGACAAAGGCAAGCGUAUCAACGAUGACAAAGACAACAACAGCGGCAGCAGCAGAUUCUUUUAAUAAUUAUACAGUUAGGAGCAGCAUCAGCAAAACGAAAAUUACAAUUCUGUUUGAAGACAGCGAUUUCAAAAGGACAAACUUAGAACUAAUAUAUGGACAGAAGGAGCAGUAACUACAUCGAUGAUCACCCAGUGGACAAUAACAACAAGAAAUCCAACAACAACAGGAAACUGAAUUAUAUGGCAACGCCAGCGUCACCACCACCACCAACAGCAACAGCACAGCCAACAACAACAACACUACAGCGAAAACGAAUAUAAUAGCAACAGCACAUCCACCAACAACAAAAAAGGAACUGCAAAAACGGACAUUUGAUUUACAGUAUCAUAGCACAAUGAUAAAAUGAUGUAAUAAGUACAAUAGUAGCGACAGCAACAGAAUAAAGAAACUGACAGGGUAAAUUGGGCAAAAAUUGAACAAAAAUCUAAAAAGAAGCAGCAGCAACAUAAGCGUAAGCAACAAACGAUAGCAACAGCAGCAGUAAUGUGGAAUGUUGUUCAGUGAGCUAUUUUAGAAGGGUUGACUCGACUAACACGAAAUUAUUGUAAUGCCUCGAAGACAAAUUAAUGUUAAUUCCAAUUCAUGUUCGAUUAAAAAUAGUUUUGGUAGUUAUAGCAA